Messenger RNA from Phragmites australis (common reed), 1681 nucleotides. Its product is annotated as aspartyl protease family protein At5g10770-like. The transcript has 3 exons. Bases 38 to 1546 code for a protein of 502 amino acids. The record is from RefSeq and is a predicted model, not a curated record. NCBI's taxonomy places the organism in Eukaryota, Viridiplantae, Streptophyta, Magnoliopsida, Poales, Poaceae. Gene Ontology annotation, molecular function: aspartic-type endopeptidase activity. Gene Ontology annotation, biological process: proteolysis.
GCAGUCCGGCUUUGCAUGCGUAGAUCGAGAAAGCAAAAUGCAUACCGUAACUGAAUCAAAGCUAGCCAGCCAUAUGGUUUUCGUUCUGGCGCCACUGUUACUUCUCCUCUUGUCUGGCGGUUCUUCUUCCCCAGUUGUCCGUGCAGCAGCAGAUCAUGGAGACGACGACUACAUGAUGGUAGCCAUGAGCUCGCUGAAAGCAAAAGCCGCCUGCUUCGGGCACAGGGUGAUUCCACCGGACAACGGCACCUGGGUACCGUUGAAUCGCCCGCGAGGCCCGUGCUCGCCGUCCUUGUCGGGGGCCGCCAAGCCGUUGUCCUUGGCCGACCUGCUCCGCCAGGACCAGCUCCGCGUCGACGACAUCCAGUGGAGGCUAUCGGACGACGUCCGUGACAACAAGGGCUCGGUCAAGCCACCGAUGAUGACCGCGAGCGACCAGAUUAACCACCAGGCCACUGCGCAAGUCAUCGUGGGCUCAGAAUCAUUACCAAAUAGCUCCAUGCAGGAGCAGGGCUCUCAGGUGAGCAUUGAUCCGGCGGCGACCGGCCGGCGGUCGAGCCUGCCGGGGGUUGUACAGACGGUAGUGCUGGACACGGCCAGCGACGUGCCGUGGGUGCAGUGCGUGCCCUGCCCCGUUCCGCCGUGCCACCCCCAGACGGACACCUUCUACGACCCAAGCAGGUCCGGGACGUACGCCGCCUUCCCGUGCAACUCCCCCGCCUGCACACGGCUCGGACCCUACGCCAACGGUUGCGUCAACAACCAGUGCCAGUACCGCGUCAGGUACCCCGACGGCUCGUCCUCGUCGGGAACCUACAGCUCCGACCUGCUCACGUUCAACCCCACCAACGCCAUCAGCAACUUCCAGUUCGGGUGCAGCCACGCCGUGCAGGGUAGCUUCGACAGCCGGACAGCCGGGAUCAUGGCCCUGGGUGGCGGCCCGGAGUCGCUGGUAUCCCAGACCGCCUCCACCUACGGCAACGCUUUCUCCUACUGCCUCCCGCCGACGGAGAGCUACAAGGGGUUCUUCGUGCUCGGCGUGCCGCGCGUCGCCGCCUCCAGGUACGUGGUCACGCCCAUGCUCAGGUAUAAGCAGGUGCCCACGUUCUACCGCGUGCUCCUCCAGGCCAUCACUGUCGCCGGGCAGCAGCUCAAUGUGCCCCGUGCGGUGUUCGCCGCCGGCUCGGUGCUGGACUCCCGCACGGUCAUCACCCGCCUGCCGCCGACCGCGUACCAGGCGCUGCGCGCCGCGUUCAUGAACAAGAUGAGCAUGUACCGCGCGGCGCCCCCCAAGGGGAACCUGGACACCUGCUACGACUUUACAGGCGUCGCCAACGUCAGGCUGCCAAGAAUCUCGCUGGUUUUUGACAAGAACGCCGUCGUGGAGAUCGACCCGUCGGCGGUCCUGUUCAACGACUGCCUCGCUUUCAUCCCCAACCGCGACGACCGCAUGCCCGGGAUCCUCGGCAACUUGCAGCAGCAGACGAUCGAGGUGCUCUACGAUGUCGGCAACGGGGCCGUGGGAUUCCGCCGUAACGCGUGCUGAGCGUGACCGCGUUCGCCAGGGUGCUGUGCUCUCGGCGGACCGGGGAGUCGAUCGAGUUCAGUUCAGCAUUUCUAUGAAGUAUUCCUUGUCUCGACAAACUUACUAAAUAAAGCCGAGAUUUUCAUGUUGUGCACA